Messenger RNA from Astyanax mexicanus (Mexican tetra), 5067 nucleotides. It is a transcript of the gene gng7, whose product is annotated as guanine nucleotide binding protein (G protein), gamma 7. The transcript is spliced from 4 exons. The record is from RefSeq and is a predicted model, not a curated record. Gene Ontology annotation, cellular component: heterotrimeric G-protein complex. Gene Ontology annotation, biological process: G protein-coupled receptor signaling pathway. Bases 255 to 461 code for a protein of 68 amino acids. NCBI's taxonomy places the organism in Eukaryota, Metazoa, Chordata, Actinopteri, Characiformes, Acestrorhamphidae. Gene Ontology annotation, molecular function: G-protein beta-subunit binding.
CGCUCUGCUCCUCUGCGUGCUCUCAGCCAAACUUGCUCACACACAAACACACGCACGCACACACACACACACACUCGCUCGCUCGCACUCGCGCGCGCAGGCGGAGGACAGGAGUGAAGCUACUGAAGGUUUUUGAGCUGCUGCUGGUCCGAACGUCCACUGAGAUCCGGUUCUGCACACGUUCUCCAUCGCUCCUCAACCCUGUUUCUGUCUAAUUCCCUCUAUUCUCUGGAAGCUUUAACCGAUGGCCCAAAAUGUCGACUAACAACAACAUCGCUCAGGCCCGGAAGUUGGUGGAGCAGCUGCGGAUAGAGGCCGGCAUCGAGCGUAUCAAGGUGUCUAAGGCUGCAGCUGAUUUGAUGAGUUACUGUGAGCAGCACGCUCGCUCUGACGCCCUCCUGGUGGGGGUGCCCACCUCCGAAAACCCAUUCAAAGACAAGAAGCCCUGCAUCCUGCUAUAGCUACAUACAUACACACACACAAACACACACACAAACAUAUUCACAUUCACACCACAUUAAACCCCUCCAGCUCUUGAGUGUGUAUUGAUACAGCUGACUGUACAAGCAGACCUGUAACACAACAUCCACUAGAGUCUGCAUUGACCCUCUACAGCACACUCUUUAGAACAGGGCGUGGUAAUGCUGUAAGGGGACAGAAGGAAAACCAAGUCGUGGCUGGCUUAGUUCAACUCUCCUUGAAACCAGAGCCAAGUGCCCCCCCAUAGUUUACAUUUACAGAGUUUACCACUUCAUUAAGACAGGGAGUAGAUUCAGCAGAUACAGCAAUUUAUAUAGUUAUCACCAGCUUCUCAUCAACUCUAAUAGUUUGAAUCUCAACAAUAAACACAGACAUCACUAUUAUUAGUAACUGUGUGCUCUGGUCCACAUCCUGAUGCCUGUCACUGAAGCUCUGAAUAAUUAACUCUGUGAGUAAAACAAAACAGGCCAGGUUCAAAAUUAACCCAAUGAAAUUUAACAGUUAAAUUGUUAAAAAAUAAAUAAAUAAUGUAAACAAAUGUCAUGAAAGCAAAAUGUAUAAUACAUGAAUAAACAUGAGACACAAAAGCAUAUAUUUAAUAGUAAGAUUUAAAGAACUAUAUUAAAAUGCCAUAAAAUUAACACGUAAUUAAACUAACAAAAAUGUAUUCAAAUGAGCAGAAACAUUGACAUUGGGUGGCGCUAAUCGUAUCUAAUCUAAUGUAACUAACAAUCUAGUGCGGGGCGGGGGCAUGGGGGGUAACUGCAAACAGCACCAGAGCCACUGAUAAAGGGAUGGAACAGACUCUAUCACUGGUUUGACCACCUUGUGGACAUUCCUGCAUUUAUUAUUAACACUAUAAUAACAGAGAUUGAUUUUACUAAAAUUGACUUUUUGCAAUAAAAAUCCCUUACUGUUCCUGAUUUAAAAGUAAACUUAUAACCACAAGAUUUAUGCUUUUAAUUAACUCUUAAUAACAGCCUCUGUUACAGGCCACUAAGAGGCACUGUUUUCAUGGAAUUGCCCAACUGUGGGUGUAAACAAUCCCAGUUUAGGUGCACUUAUUUACCCGUCUGCUGCAGCACACCUGAUGAUUCUAAAGGGAACUGAACUGGGCAGCCAGAGUUACACUCUUCUACACAAACAUCCAUCCAUCAUGAGCCUUCAUCUCCAAACUGACCCUUUUUCUACUAUUCUUUUAUACAGUGUUGACAAACCCUCCAAAACACUAAUUUAGAAAAAUGCCUAUACACACACAAACACAUAUACAGAAUCGCACAUACACACAUAUAAAUAUAUAAAUAUAUCAACACAGAUCGUAUCUAUUAAACCUCCUGCCUUUUUCGAAACGAUGCAGCGAUUCUGAAACGCGGCCCCUGAUUACUUGAAACUGUUUGAAAUAUGAAGAUCUGUAAACCAGCUUUAAAGAAGCAGUUCAGCAGAACAUCAAGGUGUCAUGAUUGACCUCUGACCUUAGAUUUAGUCUAUCAGACAAGGCAUGUUUGGCAUCUGAUUUGUCCUGUGUUAGGUGACAAUGGGAGAUGCUAGGCUAAUGUUGGUAACAGUCAACGGAUUUAGACUGUGACCAGUAUCAGUCCCAGCAAAGUAAUAUUACUAAACAAUAGUGUCAUAAUGGAUUUCUGGAUUAGCUUCGUCUUAUCCAUCAGUUUCGUAUAGAGCUAUACAGUCAGCCAACUUCAGAAAAAAGUUUUUAAAAAUAUUGUAAUUCCUGCAUUUUGUGUACAAUUUAAGACACAAGUAAUAUAUUACGGAUUUCUGAUAACAGUGCUUUGAACACUGGUAGGUGUGAAUACAGUAGCUCAGUGUUGCAUACCUUAAAAUGUUUUGAUUUGUUUGUGCACUGAGUGAGGCAUGUCUGAUAGCAAACAUAUCUUGGUUGAUUGACUAAAUCUGUGGUCUAUGAUCAAUCAUAAACUCUGAGUUUUAGCUAACUUGUUCCUUUUAAGGGCAGAACUAAACUAAUUGUGUUGCCGGUGGUUACGUGAAGGCCGAUCUUGAUCUCUAAAGCCAAACUUGAUUGUAAAAUCCACACGGGAAGAAAAAAAAUGUACAAACUUUCUUUCGGACGCGUGUCCCGUUGUUAACUUUGAGAAAACCUAGUGUUUUGGAUCUGUUCGUUCUUCUUCUUUCUAUGGACCCUAUGGAACCUGGUCAUUUAGUAACAAUGCUGUACAGUGUUUGAUAAUAACUGAACUGUAUUCAUUGUUUUAUAUUUUAUUUGUGUAAUAUUUCUGUUAUCCCUCAUCCUCAUUCAUACUUGUAUUGUGACAGGUUAUCUGCAGCAGUGUGGGCUGGGUGAAGGAGUUGAACGACAGCUCUGGGAAAUGGGGGUGGUGUAGAAUUGUCAUUUUGUUGUUGCAGGUGGAGGAGGUCGGUAUCCACAUUAUAGGGUUUAGUGGUGUGGUCAGGAGGACAGGAAGUACAGUGAUGAACUUACCAGAGUGUGAUGAACCACAUACCCAUACAGCACAUAAUCAUCCCUCGCUGGGGAUUCCUAAUGAACAGCCAACAGACUUUGACAGACACUCUAACCAUGUGACAAUCCAGUGGUGGCCAGUACACCAUGGGGAGAACAGUGCCAUUGUGCAGCCGUGGUCAGAAGCCGGAAAAUACCCAGCCAGCACAAUUCAGUCUUUUGUAUUUUAUCUGCCUUUUAAAUUUCAUGUUCCACAUUAAAUGGUGCUAGGGUUGCAAUCUGGCACCUAUAAUAUUUUCUUUUCCACCUUAAAUGGAGUAGCAUUGACAUAAAUUCCCUGUUGUACCUUAAAUGGUACACUAGUCAUAUUCUGAUGGGUGUCAUAUUUUUUGUUGACUUUGGCAGCAGCAGUUGCAAUCCUUCAUCAUUCAGAUGAUCUGUGCCUCCUUAAUGGUGCAGCAGUUGCAGUCCAGCACCUUUUGUAUUUAAUUUUGUAUUUACAUUCUGCCAUAUUUAAAAUACUCCCUUUGGCGGACAUUUAGGUAAGCUCAUUGUUUACAGCAGCAGCAGCUUUAUCUGAGCAGCAGCACAGGCUGCAGGGAACCCGUGGGGCCGAAUCCGAGACCUCAGCAGCUCGCUGUGUCAGGUGGUCAGAGCUGGACAGUUGGCCGCCUUGUCCUAGUCUGAGCUCCAGUGUGAGAAAGGCGUCUGGGUCUGAGUCUCUUUUUUGACCCACCCUCCAGCUGACCAGGUCAUCAGAGCGCAGUUCUGAGGGCUUAUAACUCUGUUGCAGCCGGAUUCACAAAACAGUAGUACAAAAUACAAAACUCAACACUAAGGCCAUUUUAAUACUGUUUAUAAUUAGAAGGUCAGUUAAUAACCAGAGUACCAUGAUUGAUUACUCCAGAGCUGUAUUAUUGUUUUAGUAUUUCAUUGCAAUGUGCGCAUGCAAAAUAGUUACAAUGCAAAGUGUUCAGUGUUCUGUGAGACAUAUUUAUUUAUACACAUCAUACUAUACCUUGCUUAAUACAAAAGGAAGAGUCAUAAUGACAUAGUCAAUACCAGUGAUGUCCUGGCAAUGAUGCAUAAAAAGCUAUUUGCGUGGCAAUAGCGCCCUCUUGUUUCUGGGUGUGUGUUUACAGAGAAGAGACUGAUGACAGACUAAGGGUGCCUAAACACUAGAUUUAUCCAUGGAUGGAGAAGGGGCACAGUUUGUAAAUCCAGAAUCCAAUGGAUAACAAACUACUUGGAUCAUUUGAAAGACAUAUGGACAUAAUACAGGACAAGAAAUCAAUACACUACUCUGUAAUUUUUUUAGGAAUUUUGGCCGACCCAGCUAAUGCAGCUAAACUGAAAUAAAGUGUUGAAAGACUGCAUUUCUGGUGUUUCAUUAGUAUCUAGUACAAUGGUGGCCACCUUCGUUCUAGUGUAUAGGCAGCCCAGUAUUGUUAUCACUGUUAGCCUAGCAGUUAUUUUUCUAUAGCUGCUUAUCCUGUGCAGCUAUGAAAACAUUUUCCUCUGUCCCAAGCAGUUGUACUAUUUCAAAAGCCUGUGACUUGAAGAUAAAUCAUCAGCGGGGGAUUUGUAGUCUUUAAAAUGAUACAGUAUCACUGUAGUGAAGCUGCAGCACCACUGUAUGUGGAUAGCAGUCUUGUUUACAGCAGAGAUAGCAAUGGGCAUAUUUUUAAUUUCAGUCAGGCUGCCCCUUUAAUUCCAGUUAAAAUUAGUGUGAAUGCGUCUCUAGGCCCAAGACAGAAGACCGAUAAUCCAUGUUAAAGAUGUAAUGUCAUCCAUGGCUGUAUCUCUGGUGGGUUUCUCGUCCCAGAGCGUUCUCCUUCUCCUGCGGCCCCCCCACCUCGCAGCCCAGCAUCAGAGGAAUAGGGCACUGUGGGUUCCAUUAGUAGUGGAGGGGUUCUCCAUUAGAACCCAGUUUCAUCCCAUCUCCAUCAUUUUGUGUUCUUUCCUGUGUGCUCAUCUGUAUCUCUCUCUGCCUUGAUUAUGAAGAAAUAAUAUCUAUUUUUUGUAACUGUUCUUCUCAGACGUGCCAUAAAAUCAUGUUUUCUUGCACACUGUUAAUAUUUUGUGGAUAUUGCUGUUUAAGAAUAUGGAUUAAAAAAGUAGAAAGAAAUAAAGAUGAAAACUGUUACUCA